Messenger RNA from Bursaphelenchus okinawaensis, 1550 nucleotides. NCBI's taxonomy places the organism in Eukaryota, Metazoa, Nematoda, Chromadorea, Rhabditida, Aphelenchoididae. The record is from the annotation of a GenBank genome assembly.
AUGAGUCGACCUGAUCAGCAUGACUUUAUCAUGCAUGUUUUGAACACGGAUUCGGUAGGAAAAUUACUGUACUUUUUAAAAAUUUUUGUAAAACUCAAUUUUUUUAGACGGUAGGCCAAAGUAAAAUAGAAUAAAAAUUUUAUUUAUGGUUGAGUAUAGUAGAGUAGGGUAGAGAAGGAUAAAAAUUUAUUUUAUGGUAGGGUGGGGUAAGGCAGGGUAAGUUAGGGCAGGGAAGGAUAAGUUAAAGUAAAAUAGGAUAGGUUAGGGUGGGCAAAAUAUAAAAUUUGUCGUUUUCAAUUCAUAAUAAUUUUUUUUAUAAAUUUACAAGUAAACUACCGUAAUCAAAAUAAAAAAAUUUGACUUUUUAAAAAUUUUAGCUAAGAAGUUGUAAAACAUCUAAAAUUAUGUUUAUUAUUAAAUUUUUGGAUUGGUACCUUGACUUAUGUCGAAGUUAUGCAGUUUAGUCAAAGAUCAAAAAAGUUCGCUUCCUCUCUGAAAAUUGGGUUAAUUUUAUGUUUUUAAAAGGUUGCAACUUUUUCAAUAAACCAGAUAUGGUAUCAAAACUUUAGCGAAUGAUACAACGUUUUAGGCUUUACAAAACGAUAUUGUCUAAUUUUAAAAUUAAUUUCAAAAAAUUUUAAAAAUUAUCAAAAAUUAAAGAAUUUUGAAUAGACUUUGGUUCACAAACAAUAUUUUUGACUUUUUCAAUUUUUUUUUAAUUUAAAAAACUGUAAUUAAUACUUUUUUUUAAACUUGGAAUUGACCUUAUUUAACAAUUUAAAGUUUUUUUAUUAUCUUUACGACAAUAUUCUAGCCAGACGACACUCCACCAGAAAAGCGCAACUACUAUGAAACCCCAUUUCAUUGUCAUCCCUGGUUCCAACAUCCAUCGGUGCCUGGGCUUAACAUGCAUUAUCAAUUUGCGGUUGGACCGGUAACAGCCAACUGGGACAAAGUGGAAAACGUGCCGAUGACUCUACAACAAAACCAAAGAUAUCAUUUUAAGAUCUACAAACAUGGACAGGGCUUCGAUUUGAGGUUGAACGGGACUUUAAUCAAAACUUUUGUGUAAGUGAAGCUUGCAGGGUAGGUUAGAGCCCUGGGGCUAAGACAAGAGCAAAAGCAAAAGCUCUGGACUAGGGGUUUAGGCUAAGGCUCUGGGCUAGGGCUCUAGGCCAAGGCUCCGGGCUAAGGCUUUGAGCUAGAACUCUUGGCUAAUGCUUUCGCUAAUGCUCUGGGCUAAUGUCAAAGCUAAUUCAAUGCAAGACUUAUUUUUACGUUACUACAGUAACGACCGCAGUCAACACUGUGCUAAAGGCAUCUACAUCAAAGAAAACACUUAUAUUAAUCAAGUAUGGAAAGAAAACGAUGCCGGAUGUACUCAACCUGCUCAAGACCCUCCAGAGGAUCCAGCUCCAGAAGAACCGUUUCCAGAAGAACCAGCUCAACAUAAACCACGUAAACCUCAUCCACCACCUAAGGCUCAUCAUGGCAGUUACCCGGAGAUCACGGCAGAUGAGAAUAGUCAAUGCGUUGCUUUCUUUGGAUAA